Messenger RNA from Somion occarium, 1423 nucleotides. NCBI's taxonomy places the organism in Eukaryota, Fungi, Basidiomycota, Agaricomycetes, Polyporales, Cerrenaceae. The record is from the annotation of a GenBank genome assembly.
UCCUCUGUUAUGGCCGACCGACAAUCCCUAUCUUGAUGGUCGUACACGAUCUCCUGCUGUAUACGAAGAAACCCUUCUUUCAAAGGUAUUUACCCAGUCUCUGCAUCCUACGAAGAUCGUACCGGACUACUUCCGCGCCUUGUCCAGAAUACAAUCGGACGACGUGACAAUUGCGACACUGGUGACGAGUAACCGAUUUAAAGCGCUGAAACAGUUGGUCGAAAGAUAUCAAGGUGGAUACGACACUCUCUUGUGAAAGCAUUGACCUUGACGUCCUUAGGCCCCAUCUCUGUGGCGAUACACGUGCCGCUACUUGUCGAAGGAAUCUCUGCACUGUCCGAUGAUCAUCCGUCUAUAAGGGCGCUGAAGGAACUACACGAGCUGUGUUACUCUUCUCCUCAUUUCUCAGACUAUGUCGACGUGCAUCUUGCGGUUUCUCCCUUCUCCCGAUCUGUCCGAGGAUCUAAAGUGGAAUCUGGCGGUAACGAUGGACAAGGUGAAGGCAGUCGACAAUUCAACUUAUGGAGGAACAUUGCUCGACUGUUUGCUAGGACUGAAUUCGUGAUGAUGCUGGACGUGGAAUUUGCUGUUUGCACCGAUUGGAGGAGCGCGGUCCGGAAGUCGAUGCACAAGUUAGAGCUGAACGGCCAGGAGUGGAAUUCGAAUCCACCCUCGAACGUUGACCGGCCUGGCGUAACGCGAUGAAUGAGAUAGUAAAACUGAAGGUGUACAAGAGACUUCGUGCAGAUCAGGGCAUUUACCCUCGAGAUAAGGAGAGCUUCGUUCCUAAGAUUGCCUCCUCUCAUGCAUCUUGGGCGGCUGGACACAACAGUACGAAUUACGCAAAGUAUUACUCUGUACCCCCGGGUCAGGAUGAUAUCUAUCCUGUCGGUUAAUACCAAAGUGCGCAGGAGCCAUAUGUGAUCAUGAGCAAAAACCUUCCUUGGUGCGACGAACGGUUCACGGCCUAUGGUGCCAACAAGGCUGCAUGUCUAUUCGAGAUGUACCUGAGUGGAGUCUCUGUUUUCGUCAUGUCUGACCACUUUCUGAUCCACCAGAUUCACAAAUAUGAGGAACAGGCUCGCCGGGAAGAGAGGAAGCACAACCGGAAACUGUACACACAUUUCAAGGAAGAAGCCUGUAUGCGGUACCUUCACUGGUUCCACGUUGAGAGCAUGUUGAAUGCGUCGCAAGCGACGAACGUCAGAGUGUAAGGAAGGUUAAGACGGUAGAGAAAAUUGCGUCCGAGGUAAAUGUCGUUCUGUUCUGAGCACGUUGUUACUCCGACAUUUCUAUCCGGUUGUUCGGCAUUGAAUUAUAGAAGAUCCUAAGUCCCCGGGUCGCUUCAUGUGACAGUCGCAUUGUACCUAGCUUCUCAGUUUACGAGAUUUCAGUGUAAGGAAUAUUACUGCAUUGCAAGGCA